UUCGGGGGAGUAGACGGCACGCGUGGUAUCCGUGUACUCUGUCGCGUUUCCGUAGCACGAGCGGAUCGGAGCGCGCGUCGCGCGCGGGUGCUACGCCAGGAAGGCCACUUCCGCCUUUCCGGUUGCGCAUCGUCGGGGCCGCUGCAUUGCCUGCGGACCGCGUCGCGUGUGCCCGUGUCCGAAAAAUGUAAUAUGGCGAUGGUUGCGUCGAACAUGAGCGGCCACAUACAGAAGCAGCUCACCAGGAGCCUCGAGCGGAUUCUGGAGGAGGCGCACCUGAGCGGCGAGCUCAAGCUGAGCGGCCGUAAACUCAAAGACUUCCCGAAAGUCGGGAAGGCCGGCGCGGCUAAAUAUAAUUUGCAGGAUACCGUAAUCGCCGACCUUUCGAAGAAUCGUUUCAGUGAGUUACCGGAGGAAGUCACAGAAUUUUCAUUCCUCGAAAAGCUGCAUCUUUAUCAUAAUGCCAUAAGAAUAAUCCCGGAAACCGUCGUAAUGCUCCAAUCCUUGAACUACCUCGAUCUUAGUCGAAACCAAUUGACGUCGCUACCUCGAGAGAUAUGCAGGCUACCCCUUCAGACGUUGCUAGUCGCACACAACAGAUUAGCAUCUUUGCCAGACGAGCUGGGCAGAAUGACAGUAUUGGCAGAACUGGACGCAGGUUGUAACGAAAUCACAAGUCUUCCACCUCGAAUGGGCGACCUUGCGCAACUCCGGUCUCUAGACUUGAGGAGCAACUUGCUGGUGCACCUGCCUAUAGAACUGACGUACCUGAGGCUCGUGAAGCUGGAUAUUAGCGGUAAUCGAAUAUCUGUACUUCCAAACGAGAUGAGGAAGAUGAAAAGCUUGGUGGAUUUCAAACUGUCCGACAAUCCGCUCACUUCGCCGCCUGCCUCGCUAUGCAUUCGCGGGCGAACGCACAUUUUCAAGUACUUGGAGAGGCAGGCAGCGAAACACGAGAGGGCCAGAGGCGGUCGAACGCGGCGGGCACCUCUGGAUGCAAGAGGUCAUGCGACGUUGGACACGAGGUCGCAUCGACGACACAACGUCGACAGUGGAUACAGCACCAGCGACGGUGUCGACAAACGUUGGUCCCAAGAGAUCCACAGCGCGGUACACGACGGCGAAGUUCGCAGUUUGUGGCGGCAGGAAUGUUCACCGCUCUCGAUAACGCUACCGCACGAGGUAGGCGUGAAUGGAUCUUGCAGUGGCACGUCGACGCCCAGCACGAUUUCACCCGGGGAGCACACGUCCCUGGAGGAUGAGUUGGGCAAGGCGAUGGUACUGCACGAUCAACUGGAAAAGAGAAGAUUAGAGAGGAGCACCUCUGAGAAUGGGGCAGACAUUAGAAGACCAAUGAUCUCUGGCCUUCAUCACACAUCGAUUACGCCACCUGGCCAUCUGGAGUCCACGCAUUUGACGAGUCAAUCGCAGCAGAUAUCAUCCGCACAGCAAUCAGUACACCCGCUCCAAACUGCAACCGGUACCACUGCAAUGGUGAACGGCGACGAUAAGAGGCCGUUCAAUCAUAUACAGACGUACAGGGAAUACAAAGAAGCUCUGAAGCAGCAGAGAGCUAAUGAAGGUUUAAGCGUAUACAGACCUCGUGAGCAAGUGACGCCUCCAGGUAACGAGACGCAAAACGAAACCGACAUGGGCAACAAUAAAGAAACCAUUGCUCUAACUGGCAAGCAAAUCUUCAACGAAGAUAAUGCAUUAAAGAGGCCAGUGCAGAAAGUUACUCCGUCGCGAAUAAACUACCAAAGCACGCCAAUUAUCAACGGUAGUAAUAAUGAUUACAACAAUAAGAACGGAAAAUAUCUUGAGCAACCUUAUAAAAAACCUAGUUCGCCUAUUAAAACUUCGAGUAGUAUUCUCUCCACAAAUACGAGUCCAGCGCAUGCGCCCAGAUUGGUGAAAACUGCUGUUGGUUACGUUGAAGGCAACAACAGUCCCAGUAGAAACGGCGGCAGUCCGAAAUCCCCGCGAUCCGUCACAUGGAAUAGUAAUGUGCCUGAAAAGUAUUCCUUUACUAUGAGGAGAGAGUUUGAACGUGCCAAAGAAGAGGCUGAUCUCAUCGAACAACUACGAAAUCACAUAGAGACGAGAUUGAAGAUGGCAUUGCCAGAGGAUCUUGCACCAGCGUUAACGGAUGGUGUUGUUCUUUGUCACCUGGCGAACCACGUUAGACCGCGAUCAGUUGCUAGUAUACAUGUUCCUUCUCCCGCUGUACCUAAGCUGACAAUGGCACGAUGCAGGCGUAACGUUGACAACUUCCUCGAGGCGUGUCGGAAGAUUGGCGUUGAUGAGGAGGUGUUAUUGGACGCGGACGCAAUCAUGGACGUGGGUUACAUGGACGCGUACGGGCUGGAGGCUUUGGCGCGUCUCGUCACUGCUCUUCUCCUUGUUCGCGAUGAGGGAGAGAAUGGCACCGAAGAGCCGGCCGCAGAUUCACUCCGUACGAUUCAAGACCACGUUCUAUCCGCGAUGCUUUUUGCCACAUUCCUAUCCGCCCUAGUUCUGCUUUAUCUAUUCCCAAUCCCCGAUUAGUAAGACAUUAUUGCGAAAAAGAAGGAUCUACGAAUUAAGAAAGAAGGAGAAAAAGAGUGCCAGGAUGGAAACUAUGAUAUCUUGAGGCGGUAAUUCUCAGAGUCUUUUUUUUUACUAUCUUAAUUUUGUUUUUGAUACAAAGAUACUGAGAACAACCGUCUCUUUCGAACAACGAUGCACACGACACUUUCAAUGUUCGUUUUACGACUUUGUCUUUAGGGCUAUAUAUUAUUUCCAUAAACUUUAUUUAUACUUGUAUUUAUCAAAAUUCAAAAAAGUGUCGUGUCAGAUUUGACUUUGAUGUUGAAAUUCUCAAUGGUGUUUAGCAAAUUAAAUGAAGAAAAAAUGUACAUUAAUAUUCGAUAGAUGCGGCACGCUUUUUUUUUUAAGAAGACAGUCUAAAUGUUUACGUAAUGUUUUACGUAACAUGAACAGAACACUAUAGGAUUGUCAUCGACAUCAAAGUACUCUGUAAUUUUUUAAAGUGUCUUCCGAAGAGGAUUAAAAAACGGUUUGCUAUUGCCGCAUCUAGACGCUUUAAAGAAUAUCAGAACAUAUCUUUUGUCGCAUAUGAAAUUGUCGCC
Trachymyrmex septentrionalis is the source of this 3131-nucleotide messenger RNA. RefSeq names its product leucine-rich repeat and calponin homology domain-containing protein 1 (gene Lrch). NCBI's taxonomy places the organism in Eukaryota, Metazoa, Arthropoda, Insecta, Hymenoptera, Formicidae. The coding region runs from base 193 to 2547 and encodes 784 amino acids. The transcript is spliced from 13 exons. Gene Ontology annotation, molecular function: protein binding. The record is from RefSeq and is a predicted model, not a curated record.